Molecule: messenger RNA, 1351 nt
Organism: Vespa mandarinia (Asian giant hornet)
Lineage: Eukaryota; Metazoa; Arthropoda; Insecta; Hymenoptera; Vespidae
Gene: BORCS5
Product: BLOC-1 related complex subunit 5
Biological process (GO): positive regulation of anterograde synaptic vesicle transport; organelle transport along microtubule; lysosome localization
Cellular component (GO): cytoplasmic side of lysosomal membrane; BORC complex; synaptic vesicle membrane
Source: RefSeq, a predicted model, not a curated record
CUAUGAUAUGACGUCUUACUGGACGUGACAAACAUUUUUUUUUUAUAUUCUCUAAUCGUACGAUUCGUAAAAUGCUUUUAAUUACGGUUCUCUUUGUGUCAACGUAAAUAUAUUUAUUAAUUGAAUGAAAAUGUAAACUACGUACUUGCAAAAUGGGUUCUGAACAAAGCUCACAAAGUGGUACUCAGAGCACAAGUAAUGGCAGAGCAAGGACUGGACAACUUCGUCGUGGUAAAAGCGUUCCAAACAGCGAAAAAGUGCCAGAAGAUACUCCACCUAGAUGUACAAGUCCUGGUGCUAGCAUAUGUUCAGAUUCUGAUCUACCAUAUAUAUCUUAUACUGUAAAUAGACCUAUCGGAGACUCUCCGAAGAUGAGCAACAAACAAUUACAAUUGUAUAGGGGAAAAAGUUUAGGAGCACAGGAUAUAUCAAGGAGGAGAAAUAGCUUCACUCAUAGUCAUAGAAAACCAUUAUCUGACAAACUUCAUAAUAUUGUGGUGGUAAAACCAGCUGCAUCGGAUCCUAGCACGGAAAAAGAUCCAGAUCUAGUCAAAUUACAAAGUAUUCCCAUGUUUCUACCAAUUAUGCGUGGAACUUUGAAUCUACCACCAGGAGUAAGAGAUCCAGAAGUUCUUGAAAGAUUGGAUCCCAUUGGAUUAUUUAAUGUAUGCGCCCGAUAUCAACAUCAUCUUAAUACUAAUGCACAAAUGAUAGCUGGAGAACAAGCAGCUCUAUGCAUUAAUCUUGAAGCUGAAGUUAAUAGAAUUUUGAGUCUGGCUGUAGAAAGACAAAAGAAAUUUGCAAAAUUUACGGAACAACUAAACAAAGUACAUGAACUUAGCAGACAACUGACCAAAUGUCAUUCGCUUCUUAAUCAGACAUUAGAGAGUCUUGAGACACUUAAUAAUUUCUUACCGAUCGAAGACAGAUUAGAACCAUUUGUAUGGACGACAGGAUAGAUACUAAUAUGACAAUUACGAAUCUAAUAGCUCGAAAAAAUAUUCUUUCAGCUUGAUGCAUGACGUACAAAGAUUUAAACUCUAGAAAUGCCUACAUAAGUUCUAUUCUCUGUCUACAAAUCAACACCCCAUUAUAAAACUAGAUGUGAGUAGAAUGAAUAUGGAACUAUAUAUAUGGAACUAUAUAUAUGGAACUAUAACUAUACUUAUAAGUGAUUUGAAUAGUUACCACUUUGGAUUACAAGGUCUACCUGCACACUAUAUUUAGUCAUAUAGAUUUCUAAUAUUUACACCAAUAUUGUAUAUUAAAUACAAUGCGCUUAAUCUUGAAAAACAGGGAUUUGUAUGAUACAUCUAUUUUCAUGUGAAUUCAACGAUUGUAUAAUAAUAAU